AUGUUCUAUCAAUCUUUAUCACAAGAAAAUUUGUGUAAAAGGUUAAAACUUGCUAAGGUGAGAAAACUUGAGGCAGAAGCUGAAAAAGCAGAAAUUGAUACUAGAAGAGCCAAAGUCUUAGCGGAAUUAUAUAUUAGGAAGGCUGUGGCGGAAGCUGAAAAAGCUGAAACGGAAGCUAGAAGAGCCAAAGUUUUGGCAGAAUUAGAUAUUAGGGAGGCUAUGGCCAAAGUAACUAAAGCUGAAACAGAACUAGGAAAGCCAAAUGCUGCCAAAUUUUAA
Messenger RNA from Entrophospora sp. SA101, 279 nucleotides. The record is from the annotation of a GenBank genome assembly. NCBI's taxonomy places the organism in Eukaryota, Fungi, Glomeromycota, Glomeromycetes, Entrophosporales, Entrophosporaceae.